AUGGGAGCCUGCUGCCUCAGCUUCACCUACCAGGUUACCUAUUACUGCUGGAACGUCUACUUCACCUCGUACCUGCAGGUGGUAUACAAUAUCUCCAUCACCUCGGUCGGCUAUAUCUCGAGCAUCUUCGACGUUGUCUCGGGCGUCGAGCUCUUGAUCGUCGGCUGCCUGAUCCCCGGCCGGUACAAGUGGGUGCUCAUGUGGGGAAGCCUGGGCUAUGUCGUCAUAUGCCAGAUAUUCAUUGCCCUGGGCGGCGGAGUCAUUAUCAUCGGCGAGCAAGUCGCCGCCAUGGCAGCCUGUCUCCACGACGACGAGGCCGCCGUCCUGGCCCUGCUCGGUCUGUUUUGCUACAUUGGGGUGCCUAUCGGCAACAGCAUCUCGGGCGCCAUCUGGACCAACUCGCUCAAGAUUAGCUACCCUAUCGGCUCUGACGUGCGAGACAGCAUUAUAUCCGCCUACGCGUCCACGCAGAGACUGAUGCUCAUUGCCGAUACUUCCAUCAUGGUGCUGGCACUGGUUUUCAUGAUGAUGAUUAAGGACAUUAACGUCAAGAAGAUUCAAUGGGUUAAGGGAAUGGUACUUUAG
This is a messenger RNA of Hirsutella rhossiliensis, 585 nucleotides long. Its product is annotated as putative siderophore iron transporter mirb protein. Gene Ontology annotation, molecular function: transmembrane transporter activity. Gene Ontology annotation, biological process: transmembrane transport. NCBI's taxonomy places the organism in Eukaryota, Fungi, Ascomycota, Sordariomycetes, Hypocreales, Ophiocordycipitaceae. The transcript has 3 exons. The record is from RefSeq and is a predicted model, not a curated record. Bases 1 to 585 code for a protein of 194 amino acids.